Molecule: messenger RNA, 731 nt
Organism: Alligator sinensis (Chinese alligator)
Lineage: Eukaryota; Metazoa; Chordata; Crocodylia; Alligatoridae
Gene: PDRG1
Product: p53 and DNA damage regulated 1
Exons: 4
Coding region: 1-387 (128 amino acids)
Source: RefSeq, a predicted model, not a curated record
AUGCUGAUGAAAGGCUUCAGCCCCCACCCCCUCCGUGCUCACCCCGAUCCCGAGGGUGACCAGGUGCAGCCCGAGUUUCAAGAGUGCGGGGAGGAGCAGUUUUCAUUCGGAAAAAUUUUAUUUACAAAAGGUGCCUCUCUCUCUGUAGGUGACGUGAUGGUCUGCUUUGGAAAUAUGUUUAUUCAGCUUCCAAAAUCAACGACCAAAGAAAUGAUGCAGAAAGAUCAGGAGCACUUGGAUGAGGAAAUAAACACCCUUCGGAAAGAGCUGAGAGUGAAGGUCAACCAUCUGUUUGAAGCGCAAGGUAAAGCUGAGCUGAAAGGAUUUAACCUGAACCCAAUGACUCCUGAGGAAAUGAAACUAAUUAAUCGUAUCCUGGAAGGAUGAGCUUAGUGACAACAGCAGGGACUUCAACUGUGUUGCUCAUCAGGUGCACUAGGCUGUCGCUCAUGGAGUUCCUGGUGCAGAACUCAGUGCCCAAUCUCCAGGUUUCUAGGGAGAACAUCUCGACACCGAGGAUCCCUUUCAAGUUGUUUAUUUUGUAGAAUUUUGUUUCCUGAAUUGGACUGUGAAAUCCUUUCAUACCAGAAACGGCAAGUGUCCAUUGUUGGCCAAGGGUUGGGCACUGUAAUUGUACAGAUAAGUGCUAAAACACUGGCUCAUUCACAGCAUUUGACAGCCUGCCAUCACUGGGGUGGAAGUGGGUUUAUUAAAACUGGAGAAACAGGACA